AUGAAGUUCACCAACACUGUUGCCGUGCUGGCAACAGCUGGUCUCGCGACCGCCCAUGGCCAUGGACACGCUCACCAUCACAACAAGCGCACCACCGACGACGCCGUUAAGUACGAAUUCGUCGUGCUGAACGACGGUACCCCCGAGGCUAUCGGCAUCAGUGAGGCUUGCCAGGGUCUCGCCGAUGGCAAGCUCAAGUGGCUCGAUAGCGCCGUUGCCGCUGCCUGUUCGUCCUCCAGCACCAGCACUGCCGCUCCUACCUCGACCUCCACCACUGCUCCCACCUCCACCAUUGCUCCCGCUAUCCUCCAGGAGACCGCCGCUGCGAUCACUCCUGCCAGCUCCAGCAGCACCGUCGAGCCCACAAGCUCCACCAGCUCUGCCACUGUUGCCGCUACCAGCACCGCCUCCAGCUCCGGUGCCACCGGUCUCACCGCCGAAUUCCCCGAUGGAGAGAUCGACUGUGGUACUUUCCCCUCCGAAUACGGUGCCGUCGCCCUCGACUACCUCGGUCUCGGUGGUUACUCUGGUAUCCAGUACGUGACCCUGGUCGACGACCUGGUCAGCGACAUCGUCACCGCUGUUACCGGCGAUGAGUGCCACAAUGGUGCCAUGUGCUCUUACGCCUGUCCCGCUGGUUACCAAAAGUCCCAGUGGCCCACUACCCAGGGUAGCACUGGCCAGUCCGUUGGUGGUCUGGAGUGCAAGGGCGGUAAGCUCCAUCUCACCAACUCUGCCCACAAGACGCUUUGCAUUGCGGGUGUUGGUGGUGUCCACGUCAAGAACCAGAUGUCCAACGACGUCGCUGUUUGCCGUACUGACUACCCUGGUACCGAGUCCGAGACCGUUCCUCUGUCUGCCGCCUCUGGUGCCACUCACCCCCUGACCUGCCCUGACGGCGACACCUACUUCAACUGGGAGGGCAAGGCCACCUCCGCCCAGUACUAUGUCAACCCCAAGGGUGUUUCCACUGAGAAGGGUUGCCAGUGGGGUGACGGCAGCGAGCCCAUCGGUAACUGGGCUCCCCUCAACCUCGGCGUUGGCUACACCAGCUCCGGAAAGUUCCUGUCCAUCUUCCCCAACACCCCUACCACCACCAAGAAGCUCGACUUCAACGUUAAGCUGGUUGGUGACAACCUCAGCGACGAGUGCCGCUACGAGGGUGGUACCUUCUACGACUCCAACGGUGCCAUCAGCGGCAACAGCGGCUGCACUGUCGGUGUCACUUCCGGCAACGCCUACUACGUCUUCUACGACUAA
This is a messenger RNA of Penicillium antarcticum, 1260 nucleotides long. RefSeq names its product SUN family protein UTH1 (gene sun1). Bases 1 to 1260 code for a protein of 419 amino acids. Gene Ontology annotation, cellular component: fungal-type cell wall; cell surface. Lineage: Eukaryota; Fungi; Ascomycota; Eurotiomycetes; Eurotiales; Aspergillaceae. The transcript has 2 exons. Gene Ontology annotation, biological process: fungal-type cell wall organization. The record is from RefSeq and is a predicted model, not a curated record.